This is a messenger RNA of Macadamia integrifolia, 2110 nucleotides long. RefSeq lists its product as uncharacterized. The coding region runs from base 181 to 1953 and encodes 590 amino acids. The transcript is spliced from 8 exons. The record is from RefSeq and is a predicted model, not a curated record. Lineage: Eukaryota; Viridiplantae; Streptophyta; Magnoliopsida; Proteales; Proteaceae.
GAAACCAACAACUGAGGCCUGAGCUAUUCAAUAUCUCAUAUUUACAGACUUCCUUCCGUGUCGUCUUGUUCGCCUACAAUCUCUCUCGCUACGGAAAUUUGAAAUGGAUCAACUUUAAACCCUAGAUUUCAGAAUUCUCCAUUUUUUUCUCUUUAUUCUUCUUCUUCUUCUCAUCCGGGGAUGGCGACUUCAUCGUUUAAAUCCACCACGAAGCGCUCUCCGAUUGGAGGUACUGUAUCCAAUGUGGAUGAUGCAGCAGCUUCUUCCAAUCACAACGCCACUCAUCAUCGCCGCUCUAGGAGCCUCAGUACAUUUUCGGGGCGGUCGCAUGCACUGGAAUCGGACGAGCUUCCGGCAGCUACACCGAGGAGAAGAUUCGUGAACACCGUCAGGGGUUCAGGCUUCCCUGAAGUAAUCAGCCUUGACGAUAUUGCCAACGACUUCUUCCCUCUCAACCUCAAGGACAGGGACCUGGACCUCGACCUGAACCCGGACACGGAUGUCCUCAGAGAAAGCGAAAGAGGCCGAUCACGGUCGUCAUCAGCCCGCCGCACUUCCGCCAUUGGCGCCACUUGCUCGUCUGCAACUACUAGUGGUUCGAAAGGUGUAUCUCACUCUCAGGAGCAGAGGCGCGGAAGGUCAGUUUCCAGGCAACACGGCCGACUAGGUGACCCUGCCGCCAACGCUUCCGCUUCCACUGUCAAAGCUCUUGCCGACAGUUGUUCUAAUUCCAGGAGGAGACGCUCCCUCUCUGUCGCACGGUGUCAGUUCAGUGAUUCGGAGAGUGACAUGGAUCAUUCCCGUACAUCUAGCAGCAAGGCUAACCUAAAGAAUUUCACUACUGGAAAUUACCAGAGAUCAUCACAUCAGCGACCAGAUCCUGACCAUCAGCAUAUGAAAAGAUCUCUUAGUCAAAAAGAUCUAUUGAAGUUAUACAAUGGCUACUCAAGCCAGUCUUCUGCAUUAACUGAUGAUGAAGCACGGAAUGCUUGUCCUGGUAAAUAUGGAACUGAGAGGACAGUACAAGCAGUUUAUGCACAGAGAAAGAUAGAACACCCUACUGCGGAUGGAGAAGGAACUGCAUUGUAUGAAGCCAUGCGAAAAGAACUCAGGCAUGCUGUUGAAGAAAUCAGAACUGAACUUGAACAGACCAUGGUGAAAACAAGACCCACUGUUUUAGUGGAUGGUGAUUGCCUACAAUCAAGCAAUUCAGAUGUUCUUCAGGCUGUUGCUAUAAUCAGAAAGAAUUACACGUCAAAGUUGGAACAGUCAGAAAAGCGUAAACAGGAUUUAUUAGCUGAGAUAGUGGUUGAAGAACAACGUGGUCGUGAGCUUUCUAAAAUUGUUAGGGAAUUGCUUCCUGAUCCAGAGAAGGCUGCUUGUAUAGAGAAGCCUUCAUGUGCUAGAAAGGGGAGCAAUGAUAGAAGUAGGAUGUCCAAGUGCUUGACUGAAGAGGCAGAGAAGUAUUUUGAAGACUUUAUUUCAAAUGUUGAAGAUACAGAUAUCUCGUCAUUCGAUGGAGAAAGGAGUGAUGCAAGUUCAACAUUAGGAGGAACAAGACCAAGGGACUACAUGAUCCAUUGUGGGGAAACGGAAACUUACGGUAUUUCAACAGGAUCGUCUCUUCCUGUUGAAAUGGAUGGAGUUCUUCUUCCUUGGUUGAGGUGGGAGGCUAGUAAUGAUCACUCUCCUCCAUUAUGCAAGAGCAGGGAGGAAGCAACAACAGGGAAAAGUAACAUUCAUGAUGCACCUCUGGAAGUCAGCAGCAGAGGAUUUAGGGUACCUGGAAGCUACCUGGGCCACUCUGCUAAUUAUGGACCAAGUGGAUCGUGGUUUGAUAGAGAUGAGUACCCUCACUUUGCUGACAAUGAAGAUGUCCUCUUUGAAUGUUGGAGGCAACGACGGAGAAUAAAUUCAGGUGGGCUCAUUCUGUGCAGUAGCACUUUUCUUUAGUUCCAACCAUUUCAUGCUCUCUAUUUGAAGUGGUGAAAUUUCAUCCUUUGUAUAAAGCUUAGCCGUUAGACUUUGAUUUUACAAGCAGGAACUCGAAUAGAAUUUACUCUUGUGGCACGCUAUGAUUUUUUCAUUAUGCAUGCAUUCAAAUGUGUCA